Euleptes europaea (tarantolino) is the source of this 390-nucleotide messenger RNA. It is a transcript of the gene TSTD3, whose product is annotated as thiosulfate sulfurtransferase like domain containing 3. The coding region runs from base 1 to 390 and encodes 129 amino acids. Lineage: Eukaryota; Metazoa; Chordata; Lepidosauria; Squamata; Sphaerodactylidae. Gene Ontology annotation, molecular function: thiosulfate-cyanide sulfurtransferase activity. Gene Ontology annotation, cellular component: mitochondrion. The transcript is spliced from 4 exons. The record is from RefSeq and is a predicted model, not a curated record.
AUGCCUCUUUGUAAAUCAGGCUGUGAAAUUGUUUGCCACUUUUGCACUGCUGAGAACCAUAAUGUGUCAUAUGGAGAAUUCAAAGACUUAGUGGAAUCCAAGGCUAUUCAGCUCAUCGAUAUUACAGAGAAAUGGGAAAUUGGAGAACAUGGAAAAAUCCCAGGGUCCAUCCACAUUCCAUUGGCCCAGGUUGUCGAAGCCCUGCAGAUGAACCCGGAACAUUUAAAAAAGAUAUACAAUCAAGAUAUGCCUUCUAAAUCAGACCAUUUAAUUUUUGUCUGUAUGGCAGGUGUGAGAAGCAAGCAAGCUCUAGCUGCCACAAAGUCUUUAGGUUAUGACAGCACUAUAUUGGUGGCUUCAAAGAAUGGGCAGAACGCAAGUCUUCAGUGA